AUGGCAAGUCCCAGUGCCAGCAACAUGCUUAAAAUGACAUGGAGUGACGAAGCUGCAAGAAAUGCUGAAAGCUGGGCAAAUAUGUGUACCAUGACUCACAGUCCCUCAGCUAAACGACAUAUCAGCUCCACUGGUUGUGGAGAGAAUUUAUUCAUGUCCUCUAAUCCCAGAUCAUGGUCAGAUGCAAUCCAAUCUCUUUACGAUGAAGUUAAAGAUUUCAAAUAUGGAUUUGGAAGUACUCGACCAAAUGCUGUAACUGGUCAUUACACCCAGCUUGUUUGGGCCACUUCCCACCAACUUGGUUGUGCAUUAGCCCACUGUCCUCGGAGCAUCUAUAAGUAUUUCUAUGUUUGCCAGUAUUGCCCCAGUGGAAACGUGUUGAACACCAUCAAAACCCCAUAUAAAAAAGGAAAACCGUGUGAAGACUGCCCUCAUCAUUGUGAUAACGGGCUUUGCAUUGAAGGAGAGGCCAUGGCCGUGUCCUUAGAGAAAGGACCCAGUAAUGCCAUCAUAAAGCAUUCCAUGAGCCUUUUGUCAAGCCUUCACUCAAAGAAACCUGGGCCACUUUUCAUGGUAACUGACAGGAGUGGGAAAAACAUUUGUGGUUUAUUAGAUACUGACUUAAAACUAAUGCUGAUCUCCAAAGACCUCAAAUACCACCAUGGCACAUAG
Miniopterus natalensis is the source of this 672-nucleotide messenger RNA. The record is from RefSeq and is a predicted model, not a curated record. NCBI's taxonomy places the organism in Eukaryota, Metazoa, Chordata, Mammalia, Chiroptera, Miniopteridae.